UGAGGACAUUGCAAAUAAGUUAGAAUUAAGUCAAAAGACCAGCUGGGUUUUCUGCAAUGGUGGUAUAGAGGAUGAGGCACCCUCAGACAUAGACCAGUGGUUAAUGGACAAGGGAGCCUCUAUUCAAGAUGUGAUUUCUUUCUGGUGUCGGAAAGAUGUACUUCCAAACAAGAGAUUUCUUGUCAUUUUCUUACUUUGGUCAACCGUGAGUGAAGAACUCGACCCUCUUGUUGAAACUUUCUAUAAAUUCCAGAAGGAGCUUGGUGGCACAGAUCAAAUCCUUUGUAUAUGUGACAGUGAAAAUGCAUUUACCUCCUGGAAAGAUCUAAUUGAGGCUCGGUGCGGAAUCGACAUCUCUGGUAGAUGUAUAUAUAAGCUCAGUUUUGCUGAAGUCAGUGGCACUAUCCUUAGCCUUUCAUCAAAAAAUCAUAGAUCCAAUCGUUUCUUAACCAGUGAUGGGGGAAGCAGAGUGCUUCUAAUGCCAGAAGUGGAGCAUAGCCUGAAUACCUUAGAUAUCCUUUGUGUGAACCAAUGUGAAGGAGGAAAUGAGGAUAACAUUGUCAUAGAUAAGGAUUUAUACAGAGAAGGGAAAGCAUCAUGGCAGACUUUUUAUUACUCAGAGCAGCCUGGAUCCUCCUUUAUCAAACAAAAGAAAAUUGACUUAAUUGAGAAUAAAGUCAAAGUUUUGCGCUCUCAGACAAAAGCCUGUGUGUUGUUUAAUCUCAUCCAUGCACCUGGAUGUGGUGGGACAACUUUGGCCAUGCAUACUUUAUGGACUCUCCGGGACAGAUACCGUUGUGCUGUCCUUAAAGACAAUGACGCUGACUUGUCUGUAGUAACUGAUCAACUGGUCAAACUUUUAACAUAUGGCCAUGAGGAGAAAUUACCACACGUCCCUGUUAUGCUAAUGAUAGAUGACUUUGAUGACAUGAAAAAAGUAGCUAAGUUGCAGCAGCUAAUUGAAGAAGAAUGCAUAAAGAAAAACAUUAAGUCUACACAGGUAAUUCUCCUGAAUUGCAUGAGGUCAGAGUCCCCUCUGCUUCCUGAAGUAACUAAAGACACUGUUUUCCUUGGAAAUGACCUAUCUGAUGAGGAGCAGAAACAGUUUACAGGAAAAAAACCAAUUAAAACAUUUUAUGAAUUGAUGGCCAUGAAAACAAACUUAAAGUCACACUUUAUCCAUAACACUCUGAAGACCUUCAGUAUUGAUGAGAAGCAUGCCAAACUUCUGGCUAUAUUAACUAUUUUAAAUGUGUACUGUGAGGACUCUUCUCUCUCUGUCUCUCUGUGCCAGAAGUAUCUUGGUUUAUCCAAACCCAUUUGUGGCACUGACAGAGUCCAAGAAGCAUUUGGGAAGUUUUCAAAUUUAAUUAGCUACACCACAGUUAAGGGUGAGUUAGAAUACAAGGCUGUGAAAAUUAUCCAUCCGAAAUUUGCAGAGUUUUGUUUGCGGGAACUUAAAACAACUCACAAAAUGACAAAAGCUGAGAUUACCAACCUACUACUGACAACAGAUGAGUUUUAUGAAACCACAGACGGCAAAUUAAAACUCUUGGAAGAUGUACACCACAUUAUAGUGGGGAGACAUUUGGUGGAGCAAAGCAUUCCAAUGCGACUAUGCUGUAUAUUCUCCUGUGUUGUGCAGGAGGCAAAGCAACUAGCAAAGGGAAGAGAGACAAAACAAAGAAAAAACACUCUAAUUCAAGAUAUUGAAAAUGAAACUCCAGGUUUAGAAGAGAAGGUACUUUUGAAUUCAUUAGAAAGGUUUAAGAAUGAUCCCAGCAUUACCCAAUUACUAAAUCAUACUAUCGCCAAAAAAAGAAGAGAGGGACUGGGAUUUUGGAACAGAGUACAAAAGAAGUUUUCAAAGAUGAUUUAAGACAUGCUAUGGCAAAACUGCAUGAUUUGUUUUUUUUCCCCCCGAAUUUUAAAUUUUAAUCAAAACGCUAUAACUGUCUUUAGUGUUGAGCCACUGGGUUACAAAAGUGUGGUUGGGGUUAGCCAUGUCUGUCACUGACCCAUUAUUCCCCUGUUAGGUUUAGAUGGCUCUCUCCCAAUAGGGGAUUUCUCAUUGAAAUGUUUAGUGUGGCUGCAAACGUGGGUAGAGCAGUUGUCUCGGGAGCACAUCCCUGGCUGCAGAGGGUUGCUGGUUUUCCAGCUGCUUAUCUGUCCCAGCGGUUUUCAGUGCAUAAGUACCCCCCACAAGUAGUGGCACGAAGACCAGGGUUGAGUUGAGUUAGUCUUGUGUCAGAUAGAUAGGGCUGGGGAGGGUCUCUGUUUUUGUGAUGGCUGUCCUCUGACUUGCAUUGUACUCAGUGGUGCCAGCAUCAAUGCCCUUUUGUUUUUUAAAUGUAUUGCUUGUAGUGAUGGUGUAAUGUAAUUAUGUGUGAGUGUCAUGUCUAGCACCACUGUGCUUGUCCCACUGAAAAAGGUUUCUGGAAACUCUGGUGUGCAAAACAAGCCAUGACCUUACAUUCGAACUCUGUAACAUUGGUGUCAGUAAUAAAGUUGUAUA
This is a messenger RNA of Lates calcarifer (barramundi perch), 2515 nucleotides long. Its product is annotated as sterile alpha motif domain-containing protein 9-like. Bases 104 to 1879 code for a protein of 591 amino acids. NCBI's taxonomy places the organism in Eukaryota, Metazoa, Chordata, Actinopteri, Centropomidae. Gene Ontology annotation, cellular component: cytoplasm. The transcript has a single exon. The record is from RefSeq and is a predicted model, not a curated record.